UGGGCGGGGAUAGUUCAAACUGGCAGCGGCUGAGGAGCAGCGCCAUGAUGAAGCCGCCCUGCGCCGUGACAGCGGGCGGCUUUGACUCCUCUGACGAAGAGGCCGCUGAGGAGGAGGACCCGAGGCCGCUCCCCAUCUCCUGGCUGCCUUUGUCUCCUGCCUACUCUUCUAAAUUCCUGGGACUGUGUUCCCUUCCAGGCUGCAGAUUUAAGGAUGUUAGAAGAAAUCUUCAGAAAGAUAUAGAAGAACUAAAGAACUAUGGGACGCAGGAUAUAUUUGUGCUUUGUACCAGAGGGGAGCUCUUAAAAUACCGAGUACCAAACCUUAUAGACACCUACCAACAGCACGGGAUCUGCGUGCACCACUACCCUAUUCCUGACGGGGACGCUCCUGACAUUGCCAAGUGCUACAAAAUUCUGGAAGAGCUCAGAAGCUGCCUGGAAAGUAACCGGAAAACAAUCGUACACUGCUACGGUGGCCUUGGACGCUCGUGUCUCGUAGCUGCGUGUCUCCUGCUUCAGCUUUCGGAGGCUCUGGCACCUCAGCAGGCCAUAGACAGCCUCAGGAGCUUGAGAGGGUCCGGGGCCAUACAGACCAUCAAGGUAACGAGGCUACAGCAGCAGUACAAUUACCUCCACGACUUUCGGCAGAACCUAGCGGCGUAUCUGGCGACGAAGGAGACGCUGUUGAGAUCGGUGUCGCGGUGACUCGGACCGGCCGUAGCGGUGUGGCUUGUCUUUGUGUCCACGGGGCUGCCACCAGACAGAGGGACAAGACGCUUCGCUCCUCACCUUUGGUUUCUCCUGGCUGCUGCCUGCGGGACCCAACCGCCCGCUUUCGCGCACGCACAGUCUUUAAUACUCACUGCCUUAAAAAUAUAUGGGAGUGUAGGUGGCCUGCACGCCUCAGGAGCUUGUUUUCCAUACAAUAAUGACUCUUA
Calidris pugnax (ruff) is the source of this 940-nucleotide messenger RNA. It is a transcript of the gene CDKN3, whose product is annotated as cyclin-dependent kinase inhibitor 3. The record is from RefSeq and is a predicted model, not a curated record. Gene Ontology annotation, molecular function: protein tyrosine phosphatase activity. The transcript is spliced from 8 exons. Gene Ontology annotation, cellular component: nucleus. Gene Ontology annotation, biological process: protein dephosphorylation. NCBI's taxonomy places the organism in Eukaryota, Metazoa, Chordata, Aves, Charadriiformes, Scolopacidae. Bases 45 to 707 code for a protein of 220 amino acids.